UCUGAAAAGCAGCAUGCUGUGGUAGGUCACAUUCAGCAAUGGAUGGGAAAUAAAACGUAUAAAGUUGGUUUUACCCAGUCAAGCCCGUUUUCGCGCCGACAUCUACUAUCUGCUGUUUCAACGGCAAAUCCGUGGCACUUUUUUUGUUAUUGCAAGAAUGGUUGUGUUGCAAAAUGUGUCUCCUCCAAGCGAAGGAGUUAGACAUGAACAAACUGACAUUACCGCAGUGUUGGACGGAAAGGGACUCGGUCCAGGAACUCUGUGUGUGGCUGAAACUCGUGUCUCCUGGUUCGAUGGGUCAGGAGUGGGAUUUUCUUUGGAGUAUCCAUCAAUUAGUCUCCAUGCUAUCUCACGUGACCUGAGCACCUACCCCGAGGAGCACCUGUAUGUGAUGGUUAACUCCAAGUAUAAAGAAUAUUCCAAAAAUGAGGAGGAAAAGACCAAGGACGAAGGUAAUGACGGCAGCAGUGAAGACAGCGAGGACUCCGCGAGUGUCGUCACGGAGAUCCGUUUUGUUCCAAACGACAAAGGCUCUCUGGAGACCGUGUUCGCGGCCAUGUCCGAGUGCCAGGCCCUGCACCCUGAUCCGGACGACUCGGACUCCGAUUUUGACGGUGACGAGUAUGACGUCGAGGAGGCAGAGCAGGGCCAAAUUGAUCUGCCCACAUAUUACUCAUUCGAGGAGGGCAUGUCGCAGCUGACGGCGGAAGGACAGGCCACGCUAGACAGGCUGGAGGGAAUGCUGGCGCAAGCAUCAGACCCACAGCACCGCAUGGCGGGAGUCAGGACGCACGACGCAGCGGACGCCGUAAAUGACACGUCUAAGAUGGACUCUGGUGCUCGGGGAGUUUCUGGACAGUUUGACGAUGCUGAUGUUGACCACUGAAGCACUUGAAAAGAAGCUGGACGAGCGUAGCGGGGGGAGAAGCUGACAUGCCGUAUAAAUGCUACUAGGCUGAACCACUGUACACUUGAUGGCUAACCCUCAAUACUGCUGCAUUGUGAUUUAUAUCUAGCUUUUUUCUUUUUUUAAUCGACCUCCUUUUCUUCUCACAAGGACCAGUGAAUACGAAUUUGUCUGUUUUGAUGUAAAUAAAACUAAAAGCAUUCUGCUGUGGCAUCUUAAGUGGAAGUCCAUCUGAGUGUCUUCAUUCCUCACUUUGAUGUUGCCUGAAGUGUUGCUGGGGCCAGCAGCCUCUAGUUUUUGUCCUGCACAUGUCUCCAGUGAGCUGGGGAUCAGGUACGGUCAUGCCUGCACGGCUGAGCUCACGUCCUCCACCCCAGCCCUAUCCCAGCCCUACCAGCCACUGCUGAGAGAAGCACUCCUUUGUCUGUCUCCCUCUACUUCCUGUGUGACUGCAGGGGGGUUUGUCACAAUGUUGGUCCUCUUUUAGAGGGGUGAGACGGAGAUGGACUAGCCCACCCUGCCACCCCUGAGUUUUUACUCAUGCUGUAGUCUGAAAUGGUAUAUUAGUACGGCGUGAUCCUGUAACUCUGCUGCAUGAGGGUUGAAACCGUUUCCUGUUCUUUCCGAAACGAGCAGACUGUUUGUACUCCCUUCCCUUUGGUGCCUGACCAUGAACUGACGUGCAUCUGAAAUGGCAAAACCUCCUCAAGCUCUCAGUAGUUGAAUAAAACCUUUUUUUGGGUUUGUUUAAUAGCUCUGCAAGUUGAGUGAUACUUUAAAUAUUUAUAGAUAUUUUCUUCAAUUAGAUGGCUAAAUAUCUCGGCGUAGGGACAGAUUGUGGUUACUUUUCUGCUGCACAAUUUAAGGGAUAAAAUCUUAAACCACUGUCAGCUUGUCCACUAGCUCCUACUCAACUUUCCCCUGAGAUGUCCAGGGUAAUUACAGGGUGAAACUGCUUUCAAGAGCUGUGGCUGGAAUGAAAUUUUUCCACUGCAUAGAAAACUAUGAUUCAUUACUAGUAGCAUAGAGCAUCUGCGCUUUUUCUUUUCCACAGUUGCACAACCUGGUACAAAACGGAGCCUUAGCUACUGUACAGUAUUGAGCUGAUCAAGUUCUGCCUGGUGUUGUGAUCCCUCAUUUGUUAGUCUAUUAAUAAGCUCACAAUAUCAGACCUGAAUCCAGUGAAAUGUCCUUUUGGAAAAAAAAAAAAUAAUAUUCUGAAUAAUACUCAUCUGAAAGUCUUGGCUUAAGUGUACAUUAAUACAUAAUGUCAUGUAUGUUUAUGGGUCAAUGCUGUAUUAUUCUGUGGGUAAUUUCUAUGGUUUGCUCAGUCAUGCUAGUGUUAUGGUCUCAAGCUUUGUUCCAAACCUUCAGUAAAACAAUUCCUUGGUAAUAUGACUUAAUUUAUCAUUUUUAACCCUCCCAUUCUCUCACUUGUGUAUACACAUCCCCACCAGAUCAAUAUUAAACAAAACUUGUUGCAC
Electrophorus electricus (electric eel) is the source of this 2391-nucleotide messenger RNA. RefSeq names its product methylosome subunit pICln-like. Gene Ontology annotation, biological process: mRNA cis splicing, via spliceosome; spliceosomal snRNP assembly; chloride transport. The record is from RefSeq and is a predicted model, not a curated record. Gene Ontology annotation, cellular component: plasma membrane; cytosol; pICln-Sm protein complex. NCBI's taxonomy places the organism in Eukaryota, Metazoa, Chordata, Actinopteri, Gymnotiformes, Gymnotidae.